GUUGGUUCGUCUGCUGGCUGGCCGUCGCGUAAUGCGUCUUGUGGUCGGGAUGCCCUGAAUCGAACACCAGAACACCAGGUUCGGAUGCCCUUUCUGCGCGGCCGACAAAUGAAGAAGAGGGCCGUCGUGCUGUUGGUGGGCCUCGUGGGCCUGUGCGCCCUCCUGCUCAUCGCAAGCCACUCGAACCGUGCGGCUGCUACAGAGGCCCUGAGCAGGCAAGAUGACCCUUUUGCUGAAAUCGCCAGAUUGAAGAGACACUUGGUCCUGAUGAAAGCAAAAGGGUGCGUGGAGGAAGACGACGACCUUCCUGUCAUAUUUGCCAUCACACCAACGUAUGCACGACCUGAGCAGAAGGCAGAGCUGACAAGGUUGUCGCAGACGUUGCUGUUGGUGCCGAGUCUGCACUGGGUAGUGGUGGAGGACGCGGACAAGCCCACGAAGCUGGUGACCAACCUGCUCGAGUCGAGUGGCCUCUCAUACACGCACCUGCACGCGCACACGCCUCCGGCGCAGAAAUUAAAAGCCAAGGAUCCGCACUGGACCAAACCGCGUGGCGUCCUCCAAAGAAACACCGCCCUCGAGUGGCUACGCAGCGAUGGACCCCUCCAGGUGGCCCCUCUAGACCCCGAAGGCAUUCCGAAGGGCGUCGUGUACUUUGCUGACGACGACAACUCAUACAGCGUGCGACUCUUUGAGGAAAUGCGCAACGUGCGCGGCGUAGGUGUAUGGCCUGUCGGCCUGGUUGGCGGCCUCAUGGUUGAGCGGCCGAUUGCGGCGGCCGACGGCCACGGCGUCGCCUCCUUCAACGCGGGAUACAAGCCAGAACGGCCCUUCCCCAUCGACAUGGCCGGCUUUGGCAUCAACCUUGGACUCCUCCGUGACCACCCACAUGCUAAAUUUCUUUACGAAGUGGAGCCUGGUUACCAAGAAAGCCAACUUCUGAAGCAGCUAACUACACGAGAAAAACUUGAGGUGCUUGCACAAAACUGUACAAAGGUUUACGUGUGGCACACGCGGACGGACAAGCCGAAAAUGCGCGAGGAGCUGCAGUGGAAGGAUCAGGGACGCCAGCCUUCCAAUCUGGGCAUCGAGGUUUGAUGCCACAGCCCCUGCAGAAAUUCCCCACUUUGACUGAUACGAAAAUUGUCUCUCUUCCUCUUAUCCCUAAUAUUUUAUGCCAUUCCUGUUGAUUAUUAGAUUUUAAGAGUUUUACAUUUUAUCUUUACUAUUUUCAAAUAUAUGUACUCUUGAUGAGCUCUGCAUAUAUUUUACUGCCUGUACGUAAUUUUCUCCAUGGAUAAGAGGGCCGCAAGUCAGAACAAACAAACGGCUCUGAACGUAUUACUCUUUUGAAUAUAGAAAUUAGAAUGCUGUUAUUUUUGCAAGGCGGAUGGAAUAAAUCGAUUUUAUGACA
Molecule: messenger RNA, 1414 nt
Organism: Cloeon dipterum
Lineage: Eukaryota; Metazoa; Arthropoda; Insecta; Ephemeroptera; Baetidae
Gene: GlcAT-I
Product: Glucuronyltransferase I
Exons: 7
Coding region: 85-1098 (337 amino acids)
Biological process (GO): carbohydrate metabolic process; chondroitin sulfate proteoglycan biosynthetic process
Cellular component (GO): Golgi membrane
Molecular function (GO): galactosylgalactosylxylosylprotein 3-beta-glucuronosyltransferase activity
Source: RefSeq, a predicted model, not a curated record